AUGCACGUGAACAAGAGGAUCGGCCGAUUCAAACAAUGGGCUGGAGAACGUAUGGGCGGAGAGGCCAAGACCUGUCUCUCUGAUGAUUUCAAGGCAAUGGAGACGGAGAUGGGGGUGCGACAUGAAGGCGUUGACCGCAUUCAUAAAUCCAUGACCUCUUAUGUCAAGGCUAUCUCGAAGCGCAAUGAAGGAGAUGACAAAGAGAAGACCCUCCCGAUUGCCCAUUUGGGAAGCAGCAUGGUGGCCCACGGGGAAGACUUCGAUGGGAACUCAGAAUACGGACAAUGCCUGAUCAUGUUUGGGCGCACCGAAGAGCGCAUUGCGCGUAUCCAAGAGAGCUACAUCGCGCAGGCGACUUCAAGCUGGCUUGAGUCCCUCGAGAGAUCCCUGACCCAGAUGAAAGACUUGCAGCAUGCUCGCAAGAAGCUGGAUAGCCGCCGGUUGGCAUACGAUACAUCUCUCUCUAAGAUGGAGAAGGCUAAGAAGGAGGACUUCCGCGUGGAGGAAGAACUGCGCUCGCAAAAAGUCAAGUACGAGGAGGCUAGCGACGACGUGCUGCGUCGCAUGCAGGACAUCAAAGAAGCCGAACCCGACAAUGUCAUGGACAUGGGGGUGUUUUUGGACGCUCAGCUUGAAUACCAUGAGCGGUCCCGCGAAGCCCUCCUGCAGCUCAAGAAUGAAUGGGCUGGGUACGGCCAAGUGCAAGCCCCUCCCCGUCGUCCGACCCGUCCUCGUUCCAACACUGCCCACUCGUACCAGGAACGGUAUGAACCACUGCAGGAAGAGACGAUUAAUGCGACAGAGAUUCGGCCUACCAUCCGAUCAACCAGAUCUACUACGAAGCUAUACGCCGAGUCGCCUCCACGAGAGACCUAUGGGAGUACUAGUGGGGUCUCGCGUCCCAUUCUCAGCAGAGUUCCCACCUUCGAAGGCCCGGCUCAACUGCGACAAGAACAAUCGCCAGUUGCAUCACAGUGGAUUCAGCAGCGAACUGCUAGUGAGAAUCUAUCUGGGUUUGGACGUCGAAGCAGCACUCAAGUUGGGGGUCGGAUCUCCGCCGACCCUUACGCUGACUCCGAAGAGGUCAGCUCAUAUGGCCGUUCUAGCCCCGAGCGGAUGUUUGGCGGAGGCAGGUCUAUAUCCCCCGCAACAUCUCACGGCAGCGCGGUAUCCCGGAGACCCAGUGCAAACAACUUGAACACCAUUGGAUUGAAGAAGGCUCCUCCACCACCUCCACCAUCUCGUGCCAAGAAGCCCCCUCCACCUCCACCCAUCAAGCGGUCCCUUCUUGCUGCACCAAAUGCGUAA
Penicillium robsamsonii is the source of this 1308-nucleotide messenger RNA. RefSeq lists its product as uncharacterized. Gene Ontology annotation, cellular component: cytoplasm. Gene Ontology annotation, molecular function: protein binding. The transcript has 5 exons. The record is from RefSeq and is a predicted model, not a curated record. NCBI's taxonomy places the organism in Eukaryota, Fungi, Ascomycota, Eurotiomycetes, Eurotiales, Aspergillaceae. Bases 1 to 1308 code for a protein of 435 amino acids.